Messenger RNA from Limulus polyphemus (Atlantic horseshoe crab), 691 nucleotides. RefSeq names its product probable enoyl-CoA hydratase. NCBI's taxonomy places the organism in Eukaryota, Metazoa, Arthropoda, Merostomata, Xiphosura, Limulidae. The transcript is spliced from 3 exons. The record is from RefSeq and is a predicted model, not a curated record. Bases 1 to 459 code for a protein of 152 amino acids.
AUGUCUUCGAUUAAUAGUAGCUCAUCUCCCUAUCCAUUUUUAUUUGCUGUCUUAGGUGUUCCAUUAAUUGAUGGUGGAACAGCUCGCCUUCCCCAUCUUAUAGGUCUGUCCAGGGCACUUGAUCUUAUUCUUACUGGACGACAAGUUUCAGCAAAGGAAGCAUUCGAGAUAGGACUCGCUAAUCGGCUUGUUGCGUGUGGCACUUCUCUUGGCCAAGCUGUUAAUCUAGCCUCUUCUCUUGUCAAGUUUCCUCAGAAGUGCUUGAGAGUCGACAGACGUUCCACCUACUAUUCAUCGUUUGAAGCAAAGUCUUUAACUGAUGCUCUUCGGUUUGAAUGGGAACAUGGGAAAAGCAUUAUUACAGAGGAAUCAAUUUCAGGAGCCCAGAAAUUUAUGGAGGGUGUUGGAAGACAUGGCAAAUUCCAUUUAGACCAAACAAAAACAACGAAAGAAAGCUAGUGACUCUAUAACUUCAUGUUCUCAAACUGAAGCUAUCUUCCUUGAAAUGGUAUUUCCCUGGAGUAUGACCUGAAGCUUCAAAGAAAUGUUAGAGCAGGACGAUAAAUUUAAUUGAUUGGCAGCAAAUAACAUGAUAAUGCUAGAGUUUACACAUUUUUGUCUGUACUAUUUUGAAAGAAGAUAUCGUAUUGCAAUUGUAGAACAAUCUGAAUAAACAACUUUUAUAAUUGAA